Molecule: messenger RNA, 1950 nt
Organism: Saccharomyces mikatae IFO 1815
Lineage: Eukaryota; Fungi; Ascomycota; Saccharomycetes; Saccharomycetales; Saccharomycetaceae
Gene: SIR1
Product: Sir1p
Exons: 1
Coding region: 1-1950 (649 amino acids)
Source: RefSeq, a predicted model, not a curated record
AUGCUAGAGAUCAAUGCUAGGUUUGUAGUCAUUGAUGGAUGGCUAAUAGACGUUGUGAAGCGAAGACCAGUCAAUUUUUGGAGUCCGGAUAUAAGAUUACUAUUACCGAAUGACGACGACUACGAAAAACUAUUACAGCAAGAUUUAGUAAACUGGGAACAACUAAAGAAAGACUCUAAAUCUGUGCUCAUUGGUGUGAAGUCUAUGGAAUUAUUUAAGAAUAUAAAGCUGGUUCUUCGAGAGUUUUUCCUGUUAGAAGACGGAAGAAUAGUCCUAAAGAGAAUCAAAAGUAAAUUACAUUACAAAGUGAUUAAAAAGUUCGCUUGUAGAUGUUGCAGGUUAUAUUUGCCAAAAUGGGGAACCAUGUACAUAUAUCCGAUGUCAAGCGAUAAGAAGUCUCGCUUAAAAGGAGUUUGUCAGUUUUCAUUGAAUGUCGAACCUGAUCGGGAGUAUCCACUAAUCGACAUUAAUGUCAGUCAUCAGUACAUUAUAAUCGAAGAAUUUCUAUUAUAUUUGAACGAGAGGAGGCUUUACAAGUGGAGCGAUAACUACUUAAGAGAUCAAAUCGGUUUAAGAAAGUGGUCGCGUUUGAGAAGACUUUACAAUCCGGUGAGCCUCGACAUACUUGACGGUUUGAAAUCGAAUUAUUAUUUUGUGAAGGAUGAUCUGCUAUUUCAACUAUUAGGAAAAAGGGUUUUCGUUAAAUUUUGCAAAAUAAUGAGAAAUGAAAGGGAAGGCAAAAUUCCAUUCUGGUACUGUGCGAGGACGACGACAGCGAAAGCUUCACAUAUUGCAUAUGUUUUGCCAGAUACAGCAACAUCUAAUCCUCCCACAGAUAAAAAGAGUGUUGUUAGAUUUAUUGUUAGAGAACAACCUGUCGUAGAGGAUAUAGUCUCUAACCCGACCUAUUCAGAUUUAGCAGAACAGCUGUUUAUUGAAGUAGAGGCCGUAAAAAAGAAAAUAUCAGCUAACCUUCUUCGGUUAGAAAAUCAACUAAUGGAAUGUACUGAUCAGGAAAAAAAUGUUGUCAAAGUAAGUAAGAUUUCUAGCGAAGUGCUGGAUCAAAUUCCUGACUUUCCUGUAUCCAAAGUCACCUUGUUAUUGAUUGCCGCUGGUGAGGAUAAAAAAUACAUUGAACUGGUUGAAGAAUUAGCAAGAAGACUGGAAAAAAUAUGCAUUGAAAAAACCACACAAUCUUUAGAAAAUAUAAGAAACACUUUUCUGUCGAACCCUGGAAUACGAGCUAGGUUUGAUAAGGAGUAUUAUAAGAGCACAGAAGAAUAUAAAGUUACACUCCAACUUAUUAAAGAAGACUUUCUGCUUCUAUUAGUAAAACAGUUAAAAAACACACAGGUGUCUGAAACAGAGUUUACCAGAGAAGAGUAUAUUUCGCCCAGGUUCUUAGUAGCAGAUGGAUUUUUAAUUGACCUGGCAGAGGAAAAACUAGUUGAUCCAAAGGACCCGCGUCUACGGACGCUAUUGAAAGAUCACCAGCGCGACAUUAUUGCCCAAAUGAACUUGAUUGCUUGGGAUGACCUCAAAGAAUAUCGGCAUCCGAUCCCAUUGCAAGCUAAAUCUUUAUUUAAACUUUGCAAGCAUACAAAAAAGAACUUCAUACGAGAUGCAAACUUCAAAUUACACUUAUUACCCACUGAGGAAAAUUUGACAAGCGCACAAAUGUCAGUUUUCUAUCCUUGCAUCCCUAUUUAUCUGGAUGACAACACUGUCCAAUACCUGUACGAUGAUAGCGUUAUCCCUGAAUAUGAAACGAAUUCAUUAAAUGCUGCCAUGAAAUCAAAGUGCUCGUGGAGAGAUUCUUUAGAGAAGGACCCUGAGUCACUUUUCCAAGAGGCCAUCAGGCGCAUGCGAUUCUUAAUAUCUUACGAAGAAUUGAAAAUAAAUUAUAUGGCAGCGUUUGAGGAGUUACGCAGGGGAAAUCACAACGACUAG